Canariomyces notabilis is the source of this 321-nucleotide messenger RNA. RefSeq names its product ankyrin. NCBI's taxonomy places the organism in Eukaryota, Fungi, Ascomycota, Sordariomycetes, Sordariales, Chaetomiaceae. The transcript has a single exon. The annotation marks the transcript as partial. Gene Ontology annotation, molecular function: protein binding. The record is from RefSeq and is a predicted model, not a curated record.
CUUCUCAUCCAACAUGGAGCAGAGGUAGACUUCCAAGAGAAUGAAGAUGGUAUUCCGCUUCGUUCUGCGGCAGUGGCAGGCCAUUAUGCGGUGGUUAGACAGUUGAUUGCCGCCGGCGCAGACAAAAGCGUUGUGGACACUGAGAUGGUUGGGGCUGUGGAAGUCGCAUCAGGGGGGCACAUCAAGUGUCUUGCGGCACUCUUGGACUAUGGGGUUGACGCCAAUGUCUCGAACAAUACAGGAAAUGCUCUGGGGUGGGCUUCGCUGAACGGCCACCUGGAAACUUGUCGUCUCCUCCUCGACCGUGGCGCUGAUAUCAAC